CUAAAUUUGUGGUGUCAGCAACGCCGAGGAUUUAUUUAUAUGUCGUCGGAGCUGCGACUUGUAGUUUCGAUCGAAGCGUCAUUGACAACAUGUUGCAGUUGUUAUUAAUUUCAGUUGCUGGUCUUUUAAUCGGUAACGCUGUUGCCGAUGUUCUGGUGCAACCUGGCUACGGUCAACCGCAAAUGCCGUUGCUUCCGCAACAGAUAGUGCCACCCCUUUCGGCGCUUCCACACGUCCCAAUUCCAGGCUACGGACCGUUCCGCUACCACAAUCCUGGAUAUCAUCUGGAGCUUCACCCGGUCUAUGGACAUUUGGACCAAUCGCUUGUUGGAUUAGGGCAUCAUCAAGGUCACGAUUUAUCGGGAGCACUACACAGACGCCUCCAUCAUGCGGGACUGAGUGGUUUUGGAAUUCCUCGCACGCAUGCACCCCUCAUUCCUUUGCCAGCACAUCGAAGAUUCAGAAGAUCCGCUAGUGGGCGAGCCAGCGGACAACGAGAAAAACGCGUGGCUGUGGCCACGAAGUCGACCCUAAACGGAGACAAUGGGAUGGUCGUUGAUUUGUUGAAUUCCGACGAAAAAGAGAAUCGCGUGGAGGUCCGUCAAAGUAAAAACGAUCAAGCAAUGUCCGACUCAACUCUAUUAGGCCUGAAUCCAUUGAGCAUGUAUCCUGCACAGAAUCAAUACCAGUUCGCAAUGCCAUCCUCCAGCUCCUAUCAGCAGAUCGUCAACCAAGAGCCGACGCUAGCGAGCCAAAUAAAUACCCGAGCCGCGACACACGAACCAGCAAUAACACCGCAAAACCAAGCCGCAACAACGAUGGCGAGCACACUUCGUGAAAUAAAACCUGAAUAUGUAUCGAAUGCUUUACCUUCGUCGAUGGUAGUGUUAAACCAUUCGCCAUGGAGAACGGCGCAGUACGAUGUGCAAAAUCAACAGAGAAAUUAUCCUGACCCUAGACCGAUGACCGACGCGGAGAGGAUCGACUAUGAAAAAUCGAAAAACCAUAUAGUAAGCCAGCAAGCCAAAAGCUCAGAACCGAGUGGAAACGACGAGAUAGUAGGUUCUCACCAUCACAAGACCAAGACAAUACAUUUACACCAACAUGGGAGUUUCCGAUCUAACAACAACUACGAGAAUGAAGCUUCCACUCCGUGCACCUGUCAGGAUCCUGUUGUCACGGUUUACUACGGGAACGACGAGGCAACGAAUAACUUGCAAUUGACGCAGUUAGGCGUCCAGCAACCGGGGUUGGCUCUUCAGCUCGCAUCCCUGCCGGGGAACGAUUCGCCGAACAGGGAAUACUACACGGUUGCACCGCAGACUUACAGAAGUCCCUUGGUCUACUCCGACUACAGAUAUUCUGCGAUGCCGCCGUUAAUUGUGCAGGAAGCUAACACCUUUCCGCUCGCAAGAUGUCAAUUAAUCUGACAACCGAUCAAACACAUCGAACAACCAAGCUGAUUCGCGACUUUAUUUAUUGGGUUUUGUAAAUACCGUCGCUGUGCAUUCCGUCGCAUGUCACGUGACUCCAUCAGCGACGUCACGGACGAGCAGUUGGGGGUUGUGUAGGGGUAAAGGGCAGCAGGGUUGCCGGGGAUGCUCUCACGUUUGCAAUCGGUCGCGUCGCGACGGUCAAAUACGCUGCCCUUUACCCUUGCUCUACUCGACUGCUCAUCCGUGACGUGCGGAUGGACGUCACAUGGCAUUUGAAGGAAUGGACGGCAACGGUGUUUGCGAAGCGCGCGUUGGAAUGUGUGCUCUGAGACUAUCAUCGAAAUCCGUCCAUGUAGCCAUCGAUUGUACGAUUUCUGCUAGGAAACAAUCAAAACUGUGGCUGUAACCGAGUUGAACACAGCGGUUUAUUAUAUAAUAACUUUGAAUAAAUAUACGACCAUUCAACAUUA
Molecule: messenger RNA, 1906 nt
Organism: Megalopta genalis
Lineage: Eukaryota; Metazoa; Arthropoda; Insecta; Hymenoptera; Halictidae
Source: RefSeq, a predicted model, not a curated record